Molecule: messenger RNA, 1530 nt
Organism: Debaryomyces tyrocola
Lineage: Eukaryota; Fungi; Ascomycota; Pichiomycetes; Serinales; Debaryomycetaceae
Source: the annotation of a GenBank genome assembly
AUGGUGUCAUCGUCUAUAUUAAGAUCGAAAGUUAUCCAAAAGCCAUAUCAACUAUUCCAUUACUAUUUUUUACUGGAAAAGCAAAGGGGAUCCACAUUAUCUGAUUUAUCGUUUGAAACUAAUUGUAAGAUCUCCAUAGAUAAGUUCAAGCACCACCAGUGGACCAUUAACGAAGUAUGUCACUAUGGAUUCUUAGUGUCCAUAAUCUUUUUUGUAUUUAUUAUAUUUCCAGCAUCAUUUUUAAUUAAGUUACCUAUAUUAUGUGCAUUUUCCUUUUGCUUUAUCAUUCCAUUAACAUCACAAUUUUUUGUUCAUGCAUUGCCUAUAUUUACCUGGCUAGCUUUCUAUUUCAGUGCCGGGAAAAUUCCACCAUCAUGGAGACCUGCUAUUAGUGUUAAGAUUUUGCCAGCCAUGGAGACGGUUUUGUAUGGAGAUAAUUUAUCAAAUGUGUUGGCUGAAAUCACCAACUCAACCUUGGAUAUAUUUGCUUGGAUUCCGUAUGGUAUUUUACAUUUCUCGGCACCAUUUGUUGUUGCAAUCUUCAUAUUUUUGUUCAGUCCUCCAACUUCAUUAAGAUCGUUCGGUUUUGCCUUCGGUUACAUGAAUUUGGUAGGUGUUAUCAUGCAAAUUUUGUUUCCUGCUGCACCCCCAUGGUACAAGAAUUUGUACGGUUUAGAACCAGCCAAUUAUUCAAUGAGUGGCUCUCCCGGUGGAUUAGGCAGAAUUGAUGAGAUUCUAGGAGUGGAUAUGUAUACAACUGCAUUCUCCAAUUCUCCUAUCAUCUUUGGCGCAUUCCCUUCGUUACAUUCUGGUUGCAUAGUCAUGGAUGUCUUAUUCUUAUGCUGGUUAUUCCCAAAAUGGAGAGCCGUUUGGUGGAGUUGGGCUGCUUGGUUGUGGUGGAGUACCAUGUAUUUAACUCAUCAUUAUUUUAUUGAUUUAAUUGGCGGCGCAGUAUUGUCUAUUGUUGUGUUUAAUUAUACAAGAUACAUGCAUUUGCCUGUUAUUGAUCAUAAGAAAUUCUGUCGUUGGUCAUAUACUGAAGUUUACAAGAUUGACAUCAGCGAAUCAGACCCGCUUUCUAUUAACUUUAACAGCGGAUCUAGUAAUGACAUAGAGGCCCAACCCCAAAGUUCUUUUUUAAAUCCAGCUAUUAAUAACUAUCCAUAUUUCUACAACCAAACUACUAAUAACACUAAUAAUGAAUUUGAAAUGUCCACAUUUUCUAGAUCCAGACAAGCUUCGAGAAGUGUAAUUGCAACUGUUCCUAGUCCUUCAGCAGCUGGAACAUCAUCAUCGUCAGUCAACUUGUCAAUUGCUAAUGAAGAGUUACAUGACGCCGAAGACGCUGAUACUUCACUGCUUGAAAAUAGUUCAACCCUUUCUGUAUUUGAAGGCGAGCACGAUAAUAAUAAUUUCAUAAGUUCUGCUGCGUCGUCAACUUCGUUGGAUGAUGUCGAAUCGACUUCGAAUUCACAUUCAAAUGCUAAUGCAAAUGAUAAAAAACAAAAAUAUACCGUUAAGAAUAGAUAA